Messenger RNA from Phymastichus coffea, 2661 nucleotides. RefSeq lists its product as uncharacterized. The record is from RefSeq and is a predicted model, not a curated record. The transcript has 2 exons. NCBI's taxonomy places the organism in Eukaryota, Metazoa, Arthropoda, Insecta, Hymenoptera, Eulophidae. Bases 166 to 1872 code for a protein of 568 amino acids.
AAAUUGCCGGGUAAAACUACGAAAAGCACGUGGCUUUGAAAAAUUCUUAUUCGUAAGUUGAUAAGUAGCGCAUUGAAACAAUAGUUGCAUCAUUAGUACAGUUGAGAUUACCAAGCAACACACCUAUAUAUGGCCUAUGUAUGAAAAGGGAUAAGCAUUUCGAUUAUGAAUACUGAUAAACCUAACCAAGCUAGCACUCAUUCAAAACGUUCACGUAAUUUCAGCAUGCAAUCGGAAUAUUGCCCUUUGUGUUCAAAAAAUGGAGCUAAAGUUCGUGUCAGGGCUUAUCAGCUUAAUCUGGAGGAGGCUGUGUUCAUGUGCUCUACAAAAGAGUGUACAUGGCCAGUUGGAUACCAUGAACUCUUAUUUAUGGAUAGGCUCUUGGGCAAGCACUCAACAAAUAAUUGGCCUGAGGUAGCUGAUAAGUUUUUAGCAGAACAUUUUAAGAAACAAUGUGAUUCUCUAUCAGAACUGUCAGCAUAUACACCACCACAAACACCAGGCAACUCAAAAGAUACUAUCCAUGAUGCUACCACUGGUACGGUAGGUCCUUCAUCCUUAUCUAUGGUCAAAGAAAUUGAUACUUUGGAGCAGCAACCAUCUACCAGUAAAAGUAUAUCUUCUUUUGAGAUACCAGUUAUUGAUCUAAGUAGUAAUAAUAUAUUUGAUGGCAAAAAUACACCAUUUGAUAUUCCAAUUAUUGAUUGUACUCAUUACAAUACAUCAAUAUUUGAUGACAAAACUGUUAGUUUAGAAUCAAUGUCAGGUUUAAAGUCUGAUUUAUUAAAUACAAAAAAUGAUAAUGUUAUGGAAACAUUUUCUAGAAAUGACAUAUCACUAGGUGAUACUUUUGCAAAGGUUUCAGCAGUUAAUAAGUCUAUAGUUAUUAAGAAUGAAAAACCAAGCUUUGUGCCUGAAAGGAGUGUUAUAAGUGACAAUGUACAGCAUAAAAAAUUUCGAAUAAUAGGCAAACAAAAGUCUAAGUCAUUUAAUUAUAAGAAACAGUUUGAUAUCUUUGAUGAUAUAAAGAAAGCUAAAAGUACAAAUGAGCAAUGCAAAGCUAAAAUUACCAUAAAAAAACAAAUAGAUUUAGAUAAAAUGAAGCCAAAUGAAAUAAGAGAUAUAUUGUUUGUAAAUAGUAAAUCAAAAACUAAUAAUUUAGGUAGUGCAUGCAAACUAGAAUCUACUGAAAAUAGUGUUAUUAAACUGGAACCUAUAAAACAAGUGAUUAAAAUGGACAAAACAGUAUAUAAAUCCGAUGUCAAUAGCCAAAUAGAAGUAGAGAAAAACAAAUCUGAUACAAGUAGUCAGAUUGAAACUUCAAAUGAAGACUAUAAUGUUAAAGUUGAAAAUGUUGCAUUGGAAUUGUUAAAGAAAGAAUCUAGCGACAAUUUGUAUGCUCAAUAUGAUAUUAGUACAAUGAUUGAUACUUCUACAGAGUUAGAAUCUGAGAGAAUGUGGUCCAGAGAUCACCAUAAUUUAGAUAGUUUGUUGGAAAUGUUAGAAGAUAGAACAGCCGAAGACAACUUGAUGACUACUGAUAAUAUAUCGAGUGCUACUACAUCUCUUACGAAUGAUACAUUGAAAAAUAAAAAAAUUGAUAACGAUGUAUCAAAUGACCUUAAUAUAGAGGUUGAUUCCAUUAUUGAUAAUUUGAUGACUACCGAUAAUACAUUGAGUGCUACUGCAUCUAUUUCGAAUGAUACAUUGCAGAGUGAACAGUUGGAAAAUAAAACAAUUGCUAAUGACGUUUCAAAUGACCUCAAAAUAGAGGUUGAUUCUAUUAUUGACGACGACACUCUGCAGUGUACCAUUGAAGACACAGACGAUUCGUUCUUCACCUCUCUUUUUUCUCCUCCAAUGAAACAGUAAGUUUCAUAGCUAGAAACAAUGUAAUUCUUAUUUUUCUACACUUAAAAUGUGAUACUUAAAGACUUGAUAGUCAUAAGAAUAGCGAUUUUUUUAGUUUUGUACAAGAAUUCAUUUAGCGACGAAAAAAAAUUUUUCUUUUCAUGACUACAGAGUUUAUUUUUCGAAAGAAGACGAAGUUUUAGAAUAAUUUUAAGGAAUUUGAAUGAAUCUAUAUAGAUUUAAGUCGAUUGCAUGCAAUUUAUCGUAGAAAAGCAUAUUUAUAAUAUUUUUUUUACUUACAUCACAUAUAAUAAGAAUAUUUUUGUUUAACUCGUUGACGAAUGACAUCUGUGCAGACCAAGUACAUUCGAUGUCUCCAAGAGAACAGUCAACAAAUUGUACGUUUGCUUUGGAUAAAAGCUUUUUCAUUCGCGUAAAAGUCAUAUUCAUAAAGCUUUUGAUAGAUCUGUUCACAUUGGAGAUAUGUCAUACGUUGAUUUAUGCAUGAAAAUCGUCUUUACGACCAUAAAAAGCUUUAUUUAAUAUUUGAAAAAGUAUUUGUUGCAUGUCGUUGAUAUAACGCUAAACCGCAGGGCAAUUAUAAUGUGCGUCUAGAACGGAUGAAAAGCGACGAAUCGUUGCAUCCCAUGGAAGCUCAAUCGUUUGUUCUACAUUGACUUAAAAAUAAUAAAAAGUUAUUUAGAUUUAUUGAUGUAUAAAUUAUAGUUGUUCUUUACGGCUGCAACAGGUUUAUUUGAAUUUGCCAAGAAGUGUGUAAUAUUGUGCAGCCCACAUCGUAUGUUUGUGCGA